UUUGAUUCUUUAAAUGUCUGAAAUGUUUGCAUGUCUGUUGCUUUGUGCCAUUAAACUGGUGUUAAUUUUUAUUUGUCUUUUUGCCUUAGAUCUGAUGCCGCUGAAAGAGGAGCAUGAAGUACUAAAUGAAAGGGAAGAGAACGAUCAGUUUAAGAGUCAUAGUUUCAUAACUGGAGAAAAAUCUUUCGGGAGCUCACAGACUGAAAAGAUACGAAAAAAAGCUCAGAAGACUAGAGGUCAUUUCACCUGCUCUCAGUGUGGAAAGAGUUUCAGUCAACCUGAUCACCUUAGAGCCCACAUGGAAAUUCACACUGGAGAGAAGCCUUACACCUGCCAACAGUGUGGAAAGAGUUUCGCUCAAAAUAGAAACCUUAGGAUCCACAUGGGAAUUCACACUGGAGAGAAGCGUUUCGCCUGCCAACAGUGUGGAAAGAGUUUUGUUCAGAAUAGAAACCUUAAACAGCACAUGACUGUUCACAGUGGGGAGAAGCCUUUCACAUGCCAGCAGUGUGAAAAGAGCUUUAAAACAGAACGGAACCUCAUAUAUCACACUCGCACUCACACUGGAGAGAGGCCGUAUAAAUGUGAUCAGUGUGGAAAGAGUUUCAAACAUAAAAUAAGCCUUAAUAACCACUUGAAGGUUCACUCGGGAGAGAGCCAUUUUGCAUGUCAACAGUGUGGAAAAAGUUUCACUGAGAAAGGAAACCUCAAAACCCACACGAGACAUCACACUGGAGAGAAGCCUUUCACUUGCACUCAGUGCGGAGAUAGUUUCACAUAUAAAAGAGCUCUCGACUCCCACAUGAUAAGUCACACUGGCAAGAGCCCUUUCACCUGCAAACAGUGCGGGAAGGUCUUCACAAACAAAAUCAGCCUUAAGUAUCACAUGCACAAGCACACCGGAGAGAAGUCGCUCACCUGCGAUCAGUGUGGAAAGAGUUUCAGACGUAAAGAAACCCUUAACAGACACACGAGGAUUCACACGAAAGAGAACUGUUUUAUAUGUCACGAGUGCGGAAUGACUUUCCAUAAAAUGAUUCGCUUCAAGAUGCAUAGGAAAACUCACUUCCGAGUGGAACCUCUCAAAUGCCACCUGUGCGGAAGGAUUUUCCGAUUCAUUAAAACCUUUCAGAAUCACAAGAGGCUUCACAUCGGAGAGAAGCCUUUCCAGUGCCAUCAGUGUGAACGGAGCUUUGCGUAUCGGCGAUGCCUGAAACGCCAUUUGCAAACACAUUGUGGAAAGAAACUGCAGUGCUCUGAGUGUGACAAGAGCUUCAGAAAAAGGAGCAAUUUCAACAAUCAUCUGCGCUUUCACUCUGGACAAAGGCCAUACACAUGUGAUCAGU
Molecule: messenger RNA, 1346 nt
Organism: Sinocyclocheilus rhinocerous
Lineage: Eukaryota; Metazoa; Chordata; Actinopteri; Cypriniformes; Cyprinidae
Product: gastrula zinc finger protein XlCGF52.1-like
Exons: 1
Biological process (GO): regulation of gene expression
Cellular component (GO): nucleus
Source: RefSeq, a predicted model, not a curated record